CACUAGACUAGUGUGUACAUGUGUAGAAGUUUGGAGUUGGGGACCUAACAAUGUUGUGGACUGGGUUAUUUAAGGGAAAUUGUGGGUGAGAUAUAGAAUUGUGUAUAUUUGUUACCGGCGUCGGUGUGUUAUUGUUAGUAGUAAUUUCGUUUAGGGAUGCGUGACAGCUUGUAGUAGACUCGUUCGGUUAUCUGAUAGCUUGGCACUGCUUAGCCAGCGCGGUGUUUUUGAACGCUAGAAAUAAAUGUAAAUGUCAAGUAAUUACUAAGGGGCCUAUUUUAUCCUUUUUUUCCCUAUUAUAUCGGAUCACUUGUACUUGUUGCCGAGUGUUCAAGGAACUUAACGAUAGCUGGAGUUCGGAACUUGGGUCCACAUGGGGCCAACGCGAUAUGUCUCGUAUAGCGUGUGUAACGUAUUACGUUCUAUUUACAACAUCCUGUUCCACAAAAACAUUCAUAAGCGAUAGUAUCUACGUUUCUGUUGAGCUGUUCGGUGGUUUUUCCUCAGAGAACAGAAUUAUGAAACCAUAAUUACAUGAUUUUUGUUUGGUACAAAUUUAGUUUGGUUGGUAACAUUUAUAUCCAUUAUUGACUAACUGCGCACUAUCUUCGGACCGUCUAUAGUAUUUUGGUGAUAAAUUUGUUCAGAAGUACAAAGCAAUGACUGUAAACAUGUAGCAAGACUGAAGGAAAUUGUUAGCAGUGGGGUUGUCUCAACUUUUGAAAGGAAAAAUGGUCAAAGUGAUAGCCACUGUCUGCCUUUUGUGUGCUGCAUCUGUGUCACAUGCUGUUCACGUGAGUUCUGUAAAAGGCACGGAUGCACAUGGAAUGGAUUUGGAUGAUAAUAACUUGUAUCAUAUAAAAAAAAUUUUUACCGAGUAUGGUGAUGGAGAGAGUAUAUCGUUGGAAGGCUUUCUUCGCAUGAUGAAUGUAGGAAAGCUUCAACAGCUUGCCAACAACACUGAAACCGGUUCCAGCACAAAAAACAAGGCUGGAACUGCAUUAGUUGCUGAUCAACCUACAAAAGUACAAAAUGGUGUGAAAACAGAGUGCAUAAGAGAAGCGGACCUACUUUCUACCAGCAGUGCUACAAAUUCUAGUGUUACUCUGAACACAUUUCAUGAAUAUUGCCCUGUCCUCCUAUACAGUUUUGUAGCAAAAUCACAGUAUGAACAAGAUAAUGGUUGCAUUUAUGUACCAACACUGACAGAAUUUUCCACCAACACUACAGGACGUGAAAUUAGUUUGAAAGUAUGGCUCUGUGCUGUUGCAAGUGUUAUUGUCGUAAGUCUGUGUGGCCUGCUUGGUGUUGCUGUAAUUCCCUUCAUGGAACGUGCAUUUUACCAGCAGAUGCUUCAGUUCCUUGUUGCACUGGCCAUUGGAACACUGUGUGGUGAUGCCCUCUUGCAUCUCUUGCCUCAUGCUAUUGCUGGAGAACAUGAUGAUGAUGAAAGUGAGCAUCAUUCUGAACAUGACCAUCAUUCUGAAGAUAUGGUCUUAAAGGGCCUGGUUGCAGUUUUGGGAAUUAUCUUAUUUUUUUUCACUGAAAAGUUCCUUACUGUAGUUGCAGAAUAUCACAAACGACGACAGAAAAAGAGGGAGGCACCUCCAACAGUACGCGUCGUGCAAGAUUGUGAGGGAAUACGGACACCUUCUGUUGGAGAGAAAUUGUGCAAACAUAAAUAUAGCUCAUCACCAUACUGCUAUGACGAAAUUACAGAAAUGUCAGAAGCGCAUAAAAAGAUGAACAACCCUGAUAACAUUUCGAAGAAAAAUAGAGAUUUAAACCUGAACCAGAACAAUCACUGCCAUACUUACGGAGAAGAUGACGAGGAAGAAGAAGAAGAGGAGGAGUUUGAUCAUCAAAUGAGUUCUGUAAAUUGUAGUGGUGAGAUGGCCCUCCGUCCCAGCACAUCGAGUGCUUCUAAUGAAGCUGUAAACAGAGAUGGUCAACUUAGUUCUCACAACAAAGAAGACGAGAAAUAUAUUGUAAUAAUAAGAGAGCAUCAGAAUUCUCACCAUGGGCAUUCACAUACUCAUGGACAUGUACAUUCACCACCAAAGACAAUGUCAUCAGUUGUAUGGAUGGUGGUUAUGGGUGAUGGCCUCCACAAUUUUACAGAUGGUGUAGCCAUAGGUGCUGCAUUUGCUGCCAAUAUAGGUGGUGGCUUUUCAACGGCCAUCGCUGUCUUCUGCCAUGAGCUACCUCAUGAAUUAGGUGAUUUUGCUGUGCUACUGAAAGCAGGGAUGAGUCCAAAGCAAGCAGUAUUUUACAAUUUAUUGUCAUCUAUCCUCUGUCUGUUCGGGAUGGUGAUUGGAUUGGUAUUAGGCCAGAAUUCGUCAGCCACCUCAUGGGUGUUUGCACUAGCAGGAGGACUUUUUUUGUACAUAGGCCUUGUUGACAUGAUUCCAGAGCUUACUAGCGGCCACUCGAAGGAGGGCGGCUCGUUGUGCCAGUGCCUCCUGCAGUUCCUCGGCCUGCUGGUUGGUGUUGGAAUCAUGCUCUUAAUUGCUCUUUAUGAGCAUGAUAUUAAGACUGUCUUCAAAACUUAACGAAAAUAUUUUAAUAUUUCAUGGCAGCUGCUACUGAAGUCCCAUAUUUUAAAAUUCGUUGUUCUCUGUCAGUGAUAGUAGUUGAUUUUUAAGAUGUCUAUUGAUUUGAGUUUUUUAAGAUGUCUAUUCAUUUGAGUAUAAAAAUGUGUGGCAGCAUAUUGUCUGAUCCAUUCUGUGUGUGCUCAACAAAAAUCAUAAUUUAAUGAAACUGCCCUCUCAGCUUAUGUAUUUCUCUUUAAUCAUUGCUUUCUUUAUUAGCAUUUAUUGAUAUGAAGGUUUGCAAUAUGUUAAGUAGGGCAUUACAUAUCUCUAAGAUAAUUUUUCUACUUUUCAUUCAGUUUCCAUUAUUUGUUGAAUGUAAGUUCACCAUGCUAGGUCCUCUCCCCCCCCCCCUCCUCCUCCACAAUUUCAAAUGACACUUCAAUGUCCGCCCCGGUAGCUGAGUGGUCAGCGUGACAGACUGUCAAUCCUAAGGGCCCAGGUUCGAUUCCCGGAUGGGUCGGAGAUUUUCUCCGCUCAGGGACUGGGUGUUGUGUUGUCCUAAUCAUCAUCAUUUCAUCCCCAUCGACGCGCAGGUCGCCGAAGUGGCGUCAGAUCAAAAGACCUGCACCAGGCGAACGGUCUACCCAACGGGAGACCCUAGCCACACGACAUUUCCAUUUUUUUAUGUCAGCUAAAAUUCAUGGCUUGAAUUGCACAAGGUUCUUGAUGGCGAGACAUCAACUUCCAAGACUCUCGCCAUAAUAACUAGGUUUGCAAAUAUUUUAUGGGUAGUUGUUUUGUGCAAGGAAGAUUAAUUUUCCUCUAUAUCAAAAUGGUUCAAAUGGCUCUGAGCACUAUGGGACUCAACUGCUGUGGUCAUAAGUCCCCUAGAACUUAGAACUACUUAAACCUAACUAAGCUAAGGACAUCACACACAUCCAUGCCCGAGGCAGGAUUCGAACCUGCGACCGUAGCGGUCGUGCGGUUCCAGACUGUAGCGCCUAGAACCGCUCGGCCACUCCAGCCGGCCGUCUAUAUCACAUCAACUUUGUGCCCUGUGUUAAACAUGGUAAAAUGAGAGAGACAUUCCUGUGGCAAAUGCUGUUUUGUGCUCUGGAAGCAGUUGACUCUUGUUUCACCUCAAUUUACAUUAUUUGUAGCUGCCUGAUGUUACUGUUAUUUUUGUCAUGCCAAGUGGCUGGUGAACUUAGCUUUCCUGUUGUUUCUUAAAAAUUAUUUUUAUGUUAUUUUCUUUGUGUAAGUGUGUUUAUUGUAUUGUUUGUAUUUGAGUAACUGUUCUGCAUUUGUUGUCAGUUUGAAAUUCUUUACUCACUCAUUUGAAGUUGUAUUUAUGAUAGUUUAAUUUGUGAGGUCUUGUAACAUUGUUGAAGUGUGUGUGAAUAAA
Messenger RNA from Schistocerca serialis cubense, 3939 nucleotides. RefSeq names its product zinc transporter foi (gene foi). Gene Ontology annotation, molecular function: zinc ion transmembrane transporter activity. Gene Ontology annotation, cellular component: membrane. Gene Ontology annotation, biological process: intracellular zinc ion homeostasis; zinc ion import across plasma membrane. NCBI's taxonomy places the organism in Eukaryota, Metazoa, Arthropoda, Insecta, Orthoptera, Acrididae. The transcript has 12 exons. The coding region runs from base 732 to 2552 and encodes 606 amino acids. The record is from RefSeq and is a predicted model, not a curated record.